CCUGUUCUUGAACACCGCCAGGGACAGUGGCUCCACCGCCUCCCUGGGCAGCCUGUGCCAAUGCCUCGUUGCUCCUCAUGAGACGAAAUUUUUCCUAAUAUCCAACCUGAAUGCAUACGUUGGCCUUCUCCAGUUAGCCCCUAUGGAAGGGCUUGCAGGCCUCACAAUAGAGUGGGAAGUGACACAGCUUUCUGUAUAGCACGUAUCUCUCAUCCGAGCUUGUGAUCAAGGCUGAAUUUAAUUUACGGUAAACAAAACAUUGUGUUCUGGUCUUUGGAAGUAAAGCUGACACUACUAAUUUUUCAAUAGAUGAAAGCCUGUGAGAUAUUGUAGUUUAACAACAAAGAAGCAUAAAUAAGCUCCCAUCUGAAAAAUUAAUAAAAUCUGUCUGACAGCAUAAAUGUUAACAUUCCUGCAAAGGCUUCAUCAUUUAUGUGAAAACAUUUCUGCUCUGAUCUUGCAGAUGAUAGAAAAACUAUCAGCAGUAAUGAGAUUAUGACUACAUGGGUAAUUAACUUGUAAUUCCUUACUGAAACAGCCAACAGUUGUACUGCUAAAAAUGUGAGGAAAUGACACCAAGUGUAAUUGGAAUGGAGGAAAAAGCAGAGCUCUGUUAAGAUGCAACAGACAUUUCCCAUCACACUGUCCUUUGAGCUCGAGAAGUGUACACUGCAAUGUCCUCAAACACACUUCAACAUCUCCUGCCAGCCAGGUUAGCUCACUAGCAAGUUCACAAGCAGAACAUCUUGUAUUCUGGACAACUGAAAGUUCUGCGGGUCUGAGUGGGUAUACAGAGCUCGAGUAAUCACAGUGAACACAACCUUCAGCAGUAAUAUAUGCCUGUUUUUUAUCAGGUGCUCCACUGCUGAGCAGACUGAAGGGUUAUGUUUCUGUGAAACCUCCCCCUGGCUUGGCCAUUAGCCUCUUGCUUCACUAUAAAUAGCUUUCCAAAGGCCCAGCAUACACACACAGAGUGGGGGUGGUGUAUAAGUGCACGUCAUGCAUUUUUUUCCCUAAAUUCUGGUGGGUUUUAGGUUUUCCUAGAUAUCUUUUCUAGAAUCCAAUCUCGAUUCCAACUCAAAUCACUAGCAACAUUUCCAGUAAUUUGAUAUACAGAUUUUGUUAUAAAACUUUUGCGAAGAACAACACAGACAUUUCAGUUUAACUGUUCCACUGUAUGCAUCUGUAUAUCCAUUUUAAUUUGUUUGUGAAGAACGCACAUUUUGUGCAUGCAACACAAGGUAUCGUGCCUAGAACUACAGCCUUGUAAACCAUGUCUAGAGUCAAUGACUGCACUCUGCUGGGUUUGUUAUUGUCAGCUCAAAAACUGAGUGUGUGCUCUGGCUUUAGAGGGGGUCUGUAUAAAUGUUCCAAGUACUCUGGCUCCAGGAAUCACACAGAACCAUCAGAGCCUUUUCUCGGUGGAUGGCAUUCGUCCUGGUGACACUCAAGUAGUGUGCUACUCAAGGACAGCUGGGACACAUCUAUAUUUGUGCCAUUGCUCAUUGCUGGCAUGUCCCUAUCUGAGGAAAGAGGCAGUCUAGAGUUACUGCAAUAAGUCUUCCAACUGCAGUCAUAGGAAAGUGGCAGGGAAUAGCUUUUGUGUGAAUUAAUUUUUACUAUGGGAAAUAAAUGUGAAGUUUGAUGUCACCUGAGCUGUCAGAAGAAUUUAUGACGUCUUAAGAUAGAAGGCAAGUUUUUAGGUAGUAACAUUCUUUACUGUAUUUUUUUCAUUAUUGAUGGUCACGGACUUAAACAUUCUUCACUGUAAUUGUAUCUGCGUCUGUAAACUGAGCAAACAUAUCAUCUGAAAAUCUUACUUAGGCAGCAGGGUUCCAGACAAGCUUAAUUAUGCUCAUUUUAAUUUGUAUAAUUUAAUUUUAUUUUGGUAGGAAAAAUACUUGUUCACUUUUUUAGUUUGUUGCAGCUCGCAAAGCAAACCUUACCGUUACAAUUAUGGGGGAAAAAGUCUUUGUGGGAGCCAGACAACAUUUGCUGGACUGAGACUCGUCAUCUCAAAAGCCUCACAGAGGAUAUCAAUGUCAUCCAGAUCUGUCAGUGCAAGAGAGUAUGAAAAUAGUGACCAAUUUCCUGGUCACUCAGCUUCUCCACCAGUCACAGAUUCCAGUGAAACUGAAGGCUUGAUAUUUUAUCACAUGGAUCUUUAUGGAUCAAAUGAGAGGUUUGAUAUCUUUCCUGAAGAGCCAUCUGGUCAAGGAAGCAGAUUUCUGAGAAAUACCAGCAGGGAAUCUGCAUUGAGUAGUGAAAAAUGUCAGCACUCACAAGAAGCUGCGUAUGACUUGGAAAGGGAGGUUGCAGAGCUGGCCAGGAUGUAUGGGCUUGAUGAGGACAGAGAAAAAGAGCUUGAGCUUCUUGGAGGGCAUCUGCAGACAGUGGGCAGCAAAUGGCUACCUGCUCACACACAAAAAUCGGGAUUGCAAGACUCUGCAUAUAAUGGAUCAAAAAGCAGCUCUCCGGUGAAAGAUCAAAGUCAAAGCACAAAGCAUCAGGAACUUCCUGAUGAGGUUUCUCAAGAUGAGGAUCAGAGCAAAGCCAGAGCAGAGGAUGAAGCUGAUAGCCACACGUGGUCCAGAGAGGGGCUUAGCAGCAGUGGCGUGUCAGAUGAGCGGAGCAGCCAGGCUGUCAGUGAGGAGGAAGAAACGGCAGAUGUUUUUUGCUGUACUUGCAAGAUACCAAUCCGAGCUUUUGACAAACUGUUUGGUGAGCACAAGGAUCAUGAAGUGGCUCAAUUAUCCAGUGCAGUGGAAAGUGAAAAGGAGGAGAUUCAUAAAAACAUGUGCAAAUUGGAAGAGCAGAUUGCUCAGGUGGAAAACUUUGCCAGUCACUUGGAAGAGAUCUUCAUUACUGUAGAGGAGAAUUUUGGGAGGCAGGAGCAGAACUUCGAGGUUCAUUACAAUGAUGCAGUGCAAGUGCUUGCUCAGAAAUAUGAAGAACAGUUGGAAGCACUGGGGGAAGAGAAGAGGCAGAAGCUGGAAGCACUGUAUGAACAGCUGGUCAGUUGUGGGGAACAUCUUGACACCUGCAAGGAGCUGAUGGAUACAACUCACAAGCUUUACCAGGAAAACGACAAAGUUGCUUUUAUGAAGGAAGCAGUAACCAUGGUUGACAGAUUGAAAGAAUUCUUAAAGAAAGAAGUGAAUUUAAAGCUUUCAACACAUCCAGACUUCGAAGAGCGUGCCAUAGAUUUCUCAGAAGUUGAACAACUUAUGAACUCCAUUAAUUCUAUUCCAGCUCCUUGUGCCCCUGUGAUCAAUCCCCAGGCUCCCAAUGCAGCAACUGGCACCUCACUGAGAGUUUGCUGGGGUCUCUUCUCAGAUGACACUGUGGAGUGCUACCAGCUGUGCUAUAAACCAGUGAGCAAUGAGAGGCACAGUGAUGAACAAGCAGAGAAUAUGCUAAAAGUCAAAGAAACAUACUGCACCAUUUCUAAUCUGUUGCCGAAUACACAAUAUGAGUUUUGGGUCAGUGCUUUAAAUGCUUCAGGCAUCAGUCCACCAAGUGAAAGAGCUGUUUAUGUAACAGCUCCUUCACCACCUAUCAUUAAGAGUAAAAAGAUACGAAGCUGUGAAAAUGCAGCACUCGUGUGCUGGGAAUCUAGAGACGUUAAUCCUGUUGAUUCCUACACAGUUGAAUUGUCCAAGCUGACAGACAAAGAAAAUGGCGACGUUAUUACUGAAUCAAUUGUUGGGAUUCCUAAUUGUGAAGCCCUAAUUCAUCUGCAGCCAGCACAAAGCUAUCACAUUUCUGUUAAAGCCCUCAACCUGGGUGGUUCCAGUGAGAGAAGUGAACCUGUCCUGAUACACACCACAGGCACCUACUUCUGUCUUAAUGAGGACACAGCCCAUCCUUUAUUGGCCAUUCUAGAUGAUGGAUUUACAAUUGCAUGUGAUGAACUGGAAAACCCAGAGUGUGAUCUGCCCGUUUAUGAUAACAGCUUUACAAGGUGUAUCGGGAUCCUGGGCAGUCUGAUCCCUUUUCCAGGAAAGCAUUACUGGGAAGUGGAAGCUGAGGAAGAUACAGAAUACAGAGUUGGCGUGGCUUUUGAAAACACUCCAAGACAUGGUUAUCUGGGGGCAAACAACUCAUCCUGGUGCAUGAGACACAUCAUCACACCAUCAAGGCACAAGUAUGAAUUCCUGCACAGUGGGAUGACACCAGACAUCAGAAUUACUGUUCCCCCCACAAAGAUUGGUAUCCUGCUGGACUAUGAAAGCUACAGACUGUCAUUUUACAAUGCUGAUAUUGCCCAGCACCUUUACACAUUCAACUCACACUUUCAGCAUUAUGUCCAUCCCUGCUUUGCUUUGGAAACACCUGGUACCCUAAAGGUACAUACUGGUAUUACAGUACCUCCGUGGACUGCCCUCCUAUAAGACUCUGUUCUUCAACAGUCCUAUCCACAUAUAACACACACUGAGAAAUUCUCUCUUUCAGCACUGUCCCAUCACACUCCCUAAAAUCCAGCUCUAUCCCAAGACAGCAAAGCAUCCCUGACCCAAACAAUCUGCCAGGCCUAGGCCCUUGGACAAUUUUAUCUUAUCUUAGGCAGCAUUUUAGAAGAAGAACAUUAUGGUCGCAAGACUCAUCAGCACCCUGGAGCUAUUUGCAGAAUUCUUCAGGGUUAGAAGCAGAUACCAUCCUUCCCACAAGUGACACCAAGCAGCAGUGACAGAUGCAUUACUGGUUCUCCCAAUACCCAUUUUAUAUUUAGGGAACUCCCUGUUCCACAGCAAUCAUUAACUACACUCGUGUCUUCUGAGAAGCAAAAAAUUCAACAAAAAGCCAAAACAGCAAAAGGCACAAUCACUAUACAGAUGCUAGACAAAACUGAAAACACUCUAGCCAUGAAGCUGAUCUUACAGUCAAGUACUCUUGUUGGUACAGUCUGCACAAGAUAAUCAACUACACCUCCCCUGCGUGUGAACUGUUAGCACAUACCAUAAACAGCAGGAAGAUUGAAACAAUGAUGCUUACUGAGAUAAUCAAGCAUGCCAUAAAGUCUCAAACAUGAAAACAAACAAAAAAACAUCCUUGCCCAAUGCCCAUGCUUCUCAUUUAUUUAUCUAGGGAAAAAGCAAAAACCAAAAUCACAUGGGUGCCUUUUGCAGUGCUUAGCUGCCCAUACACAAGAGUCUGAAUCAUCCUUUCUUACUUUUUUUUUUGGUGGCCAUCCUCACCUCUGCCUUGCUAUGUUCUCCACUCACAAAUUCUUCCCCCACUCCUCAGCACCAAGAGCUUUUAAUCUCUGAUGCUGUGCCCCUGAAGCUUCAGGCCACCAUUGUAUGCUGACAGUAGCAGUGCUGGCCCAGUGCUCCACCAGAACAUCCUUGUUUAGACCUUAUUUCCAGAUUCCAGACAGUUGGACUGGUACUACUGUCAAGCGGGUUUGUCUAGCUCUCAACAGCCUCACUUGUGGGUGUCAAAAUAACCAGUAUUUAAGCAAGAGUCAUUAACAGAUAGCUUUUCAACAGAUUUAUUGUACAUUCAUUACAAAAAUAGUUGGUUGAAAUUUUCUAUUCUAGGGGUUUGUCAGGAACAGAUUGUCUCUACAGUAGACAUGGUUCUUAUAAAUAAAGCUUGGCAAAAUUUAGAUUUGAUGUAGAACUGUGUGCCAAAAGCUUGUCUGUUUUUCUCCAAAUAGCUGAGAAAUUAAGAGAAGAAAUGCAUUUCCCCAAAAUAAGUUUUGAAGAAACCAUGAAAACAGGAGUGGAAUAUGCUCUUACAGCAGUGAUUAGUACCUUCUUCACUUGAAUACUGACUUGCAGCUUGGAAAACUAAACAAGUUUAGCAGCACUGAACUAUGCAAAUAUAGCUUCAUUUGUAGCCCACCAAGAAUUCACAGACUUCCAAGACAGAAAAGUGCUGUUAUGACUAUCUUGUCCAACCUCCUAUGAGGAAGGUCAAUUUCAAUGCCUUGCAAUGAGCACAACCUGUGUCUCCUACAAACAGGUGACUAAGCCUGCAAUCACUGUAGGCUGCAAUCACAUAGGGCACAAGGUGGCCAGGUGAGCAAUGCUAACAUACUGAAAGGCUGUACCAGAGAAUAGCAGCUAAAGUGUACAGUGAACAAAGUGGUCAGAAAGCACCACACCACUGGGUUGUUUUAACACCUUUUUCUCCCUUCAAUUAAAAACGUAUGCCUUGAUUUAAGGUCCAGCUUCCAAACAGUGGAGCAUAUUUAACCUUUAUCUGCCAAAACUGAACGCCACGCUCUUUACAAUGAGAGAAAGACCUGCAAAAACAAAA
Molecule: messenger RNA, 6267 nt
Organism: Lagopus muta (rock ptarmigan)
Lineage: Eukaryota; Metazoa; Chordata; Aves; Galliformes; Phasianidae
Gene: FSD2
Product: fibronectin type III and SPRY domain containing 2
Exons: 13
Coding region: 2040-4394 (784 amino acids)
Molecular function (GO): protein binding
Source: RefSeq, a predicted model, not a curated record